This is a messenger RNA of Girardinichthys multiradiatus, 1949 nucleotides long. RefSeq names its product chaperonin containing TCP1, subunit 5 (epsilon) (gene cct5). The transcript is spliced from 11 exons. The coding region runs from base 134 to 1759 and encodes 541 amino acids. Gene Ontology annotation, biological process: protein folding. Gene Ontology annotation, molecular function: ATP binding; ATP-dependent protein folding chaperone; ATP hydrolysis activity. The record is from RefSeq and is a predicted model, not a curated record. Gene Ontology annotation, cellular component: chaperonin-containing T-complex. Lineage: Eukaryota; Metazoa; Chordata; Actinopteri; Cyprinodontiformes; Goodeidae.
CCGCCCGUGGAGCCUUCCAGAAGUCGCCGACAGAUCCGUGCGGCUUGUUACGCUGCAACACUCCUGAUCAACAUCAUUAAACCUCACUUUUCUAAGUAUUGACCGCCUAUCGCGGCACUUAAAUCCUCUUAACAUGUCCUCCUUGGGCACAUUGGCAUUUGAUGAAUAUGGCAGGCCCUUCAUCAUCAUUAAAGACCAGGACAGGAAGACUCGGCUAACAGGCAUUGACGCAUUGAAGUCUCACAUCAUGGCAGCCAAAGCAGUCGCUUCAACGCUGAAAACAUCUUUGGGACCUAAUGGUCUGGACAAAAUGAUGGUUGACAAGGAUGGAGAGGUGACUGUCACUAAUGAUGGAGCCACUAUUCUCAGCAUGAUGGAUGUUGACCACCAGAUUGCCAAGCUUAUGGUGGAGCUGUCCAAGUCCCAAGAUGAUGAGAUUGGUGAUGGAACCACUGGAGUUGUUGUGCUGGCUGGGGCUCUGCUAGAGCAGGCCGAGCAGCUGCUGGACAGAGGAAUCCACCCCAUCAGGAUCUCCGAUGGCUAUGACCAAGCUGCACGCAUAGCUAUAGAGACGCUGGACAAAAUGGCAGAAAGUUUUCCCUGCGACCCCAACAACACUGAGCCUCUCAUCCAGACUGCCAUGACAACGCUGGGAUCAAAAGUAAUUAACCGUUGCCACAGACAGAUGGCAGAGAUCGCAGUGAAUGCCAUCCUUACUGUGGCUGACAUGGAAAGAAAGGAUGUAGACUUUGAGCUCAUCAAGGUGGAGGGGAAAGUAGGAGGAAAGCUGGAGGACACUCAGCUCUUCAAGGGUGUUAUAGUUGACAAGGAGUUCAGCCACCCUCAGAUGCCCAAGGCUCUAAAAGAUGUUAAAAUUGCUAUUCUAACCUGCCCGUUUGAGCCGCCAAAGCCCAAGACCAAGCAUAAGUUGGAUGUGACGUCAGUUGAGGAUUACCAAGCCCUCCUGAAAUAUGAAAAAGAAAAGUUUGAGGAGAUGAUCCAACAGGUUAAAAGCACUGGUGCUAAUUUGGCCAUCUGUCAGUGGGGCUUUGAUGAUGAGGCGAACCACCUUCUGCUACAAAAUGGGCUGCCUGCUGUGCGUUGGGUCGGUGGCCCGGAGAUUGAAUUGAUAGCGAUCGCCACUGGGGGGCGGAUCGUGCCCAGGUUCAGUGAGCUGACACCAGAGAAGCUCGGCUCUGCCGGCCUGGUGAAGGAGAUCUCCUUUGGCACAACCAAGGACCAUAUGCUGGUGAUCACAGAAUGCAAAAACACCAGGGCUGUAACCAUUUUCAUCCGUGGUGGCAACAAAAUGAUCAUCGAAGAGGCGAAGCGUGCGCUCCAUGAUGCUCUGUGUGUGAUUCGCAAUUUGGUCAGAGACAACCGUGUUGUGUAUGGAGGCGGAGCAUCAGAGAUUGCAUGUGCCCUCGCUGUUAACCAGGCGGCAGAUAAGUGUCCAUCAUUGGAACAGUAUGCCAUGAGGUCGUUUGCUGAUGCUCUUGAGGUCAUCCCAAUGGCAUUGGCUGAAAACAGCGGGCUGAACCCCAUCCAGACUAUGACUGAGGUCAGAGCCAGACAAGUCAAGGACAACAACCCUUUCCUUGGCAUCGACUGUUUGCACAAAAAUACCAACGACAUGAAGCAGCAACAUGUGAUUGAGACCCUGAUUGGCAAGAAGCAGCAGAUCCUUUUGGCUGCCCAGGUGGUUAAGAUGAUCCUAAAGAUAGAUGACAUCCGAAACCAAGGAGAGAGUGAAGAUUGAAUCUCCCCAACUGAAGGAAAGCAGCUCGAGUGUGCUCUGCAGGGGUUAAAUGUGUGAGAGGUCUUUGGCACUUCCUCAAGCUCCAUGUCCACAUCGCAUGGCGUAUUGCUAUUUAUCAUUUGAUACAAAAUGUCCAAGCUUUAUUCGUUAUAAAGUCACCAAUAAAAAAAAGUUUGUCUGCUGAAAUUUC